Molecule: messenger RNA, 5090 nt
Organism: Podarcis raffonei (Aeolian wall lizard)
Lineage: Eukaryota; Metazoa; Chordata; Lepidosauria; Squamata; Lacertidae
Gene: KBTBD11
Product: kelch repeat and BTB domain containing 11
Exons: 3
Coding region: 1023-3074 (683 amino acids)
Molecular function (GO): protein binding
Source: RefSeq, a predicted model, not a curated record
ACUUUCUCAGCAAACCCAGAGGAAUGUUUAACAGGGCGACGGCGAGCGGGGAUAAACAAAGGGUCAUCCGCCCGGCGCGCAACGUUACGUGACCCAGACCAGGACCGCGCAUGGCCAGGCUCCGGCGCCCUUGGCAGGCUGCUCUGCGUGCGCGCCGCGGAGACGAGCGCUGUAAAGAGAAACGGCCUCAAAACAAAGGAAUUCUUCCUCCAGCCCCUGGUGCAGGAUCCCAGCCUCCGACCUACAACGCGCCAGCCAAAGAGCCUGCAGAGCGCCGCGCGGGUUGCAGACCCUAGCGCGAGAGUGCGCGCUCCGCCUGCCCAAACUCCGCCUGCCCGCGGUGCGCGGAGACGACGGCGUUAUGCGGCUCCUCGCCACGCGGGAAGCAGCGAGGACACUCCCCUUUCCCGGCGCCCAGAAGUGGCGGAGGUAGUGGCGGUGACGACGACGACGACCACUAGGGAGCCUUGCUCGUUUAAAUCCCCCAAGCGGCUCGUCUAAACGAGGGAUGUUUCCCGCAGUAGCGGCGCUGCGCAGCACAGCUCGGCCAGACGUGUUCCUGGCUGCGCUGAAGUGAAGAAGGCGCGAUUUGGCGGCGCUUGGCACCGACCGAGGCUUCCUUCUUGUGCUCUAGGGGAGGUGGCGCCGAGGAUAAAGGUUGGAACGGACUGAGAUUUGUCCUCGCUCCUGCGAGGGAAAUCUGCUUUGGAGAAGCCUGCCUGCCUGCCUGGCCCAAGCUGAGGUGGACGGAAGAUGCACAGUGAAUCGGUGAGAAAUGGAAUACCUUUUUGACGCUGAUUGAAGGAAAUUCCUGUGCCAGCUUGCUGACCCAAGGGGGAGAUUGAUGCAAAAUCUCCCCCUAAAAUGUUCUGAAAAUGUACAGUAUUGCCAUUAAUUUAUUCCACUGAAAUAACUGCAGAAAUAUAUUCUGGAAUGACUAUAUUCAAUGCUCACUGAUAGUCAGUAAUUAUUAUUAUUACUAUAAUAAAGGACCACAUUCUCAAGUUGAAGGAGCACUGAGGAUGCCAUCGAUCACAAGAGCUUCAGGUGAGAAUGGGACUGUCGGCGAGGUCGAGGCGCGCUGCGGGGAGAUGGAGAUGGCGCAGCCGGCGCAGCUAGCGUCGCCGAGGAAAGCUGCCGGCGGCGAGCAAGCGGCGGCGAGGAGCAGCCCGCCGUCCGCCCCGAUGGAGCGGCGCGCUGCGGCAGACGGCGAGGACGGCAUCCUCGGCAGCGGCGGAACCAGCGCCGAAUCGCCCGCGCCCUGCGGCUUCAGCUCCUCGCUGUGCUUCAGCUCUCCCGGAGACAAAGCCCCGGCGCCCGAGCGCGACGCAGCCUCCUCGCCGUCGUCGGCGGGCAGCAGCGGAGGCAGCCGCGUGGUGCAAAGCCAGUGGGAGAUCAACAACGCGGCGUCCGAGUCAGAGGAGGAGGAAGGUGGAGGGGAAAGCAGCAGCAGCAGCAGCCAGCCUUCGUCGUCGUCGUCGCAGCAGCAGCCGUCGUCCCCUCCGGCUCCCGCGCAGGCCGUCGGCGAAGCGCUCCUUCAGGACCCGUGCGCCUCUCCCCCGGGGGGGACGCAGCCGGAGGAAGAGCCCGACCUGGUGAUCGAGGUGUCGGGCCGUCGAAUCCGCGCGCACAAGGCGGUGCUGGCGGCCAAGAGCGACUACUUCCGCGCGCGCUCGUCCAGGGACAUCCUGCGCGUCAAGGGCGUGAGCUACGCGGCGCUGCGCCUGCUGCUCGACUACGUGUACACGGCGCGCAUGGGCGACGUGCGCCACGACAACCUGGCCGAGGUGGUGAGCGGCGCGCGGGUGCUGCAGAUGCCGUGCGCCCUGCACUGCGCCGCCGAGGCCAUGAGGGCGCAGCUGCGCCUCGACAACUGCCUGCAGCUGCUGGCCCUGGCCAAGAAGCAGCGGCUGGCCGAGCUGCGCGAAGCCGCCUACCGCUUCAUGAGCGACCACUACCUGCAGGUGCUGCGCGAGCCGGCCGUCUACGGGCGCCUCAGCGGCGCCGAGAGGGACCUGAUCCUGCAGCGCCGCCUCGACGCCGGCAAGCCCUGCCUGCUGGUGGCCGAGGUGAGCGACGCCUUCGAGAGGCUCAACGCCGGGAGCAGGCCGCAGAGCCGAGAGAGCAGCAGGCCGCAGAGCCCCUCCUCCGUGGUGUCUCUGGACGACGGCGGCUACCUGCUCUACAGCUACCACGAGGCGGCCAAGGAGUGGAGGGUGCUGACCCGGCUGCCCGACGAGGCCAACGCCAAGGGGUGCGCCAUGUGCGUGCUCUACAACUACCUCUUCCUGGCUGGGGGCAUCUCCACAGGGCCAGGGGAACCCCGCACCAGGCUCUCCGACAAGGUCUUUUGCUACAACCCCUUGACGGACACCUGGAGCCAGGUGAAGCCCAUGGGGCAGCCUCGCUCACAGCUGAAGCUGCUGGCCCUCGACGGCUAUCUCUACGCGGUGGGCGGCGAGUGUCUCUUCACAGUGGAGAAAUACGACCCCCGGGCGGAUCGGUGGAGCCCGGUGGCUCCUUUGCCAAAAGGGGCUUUUGCCGUGGCUCACGAAGCCACCACCUGCAACGGGGAGAUCUACGUGUCGGGCGGGUCUCUCUUCUACCGCCUGCUCAAGUACGACCCCAAGCGGGAUGAGUGGCAGGAGUGCCCAUACAAUAGCAGCCGGCGACGCUCCGCUGACAUGGUGUCCUACAAGAACUUCAUCUACCGCUUCGACGUGAGCAGCAGCCGUGGGGAGCCGGGGCAGGCCGGUGGGGUGGAGGUCUUCCGGUACAAUUCAGUGGCCAAGCACUGGAGUCAGUGUGCUUCCUUGCGCCCUGGCGGCAACCCGGUGCAGCCGUUCCGCUGUGCCGCCUUGGGCAGUGCCAUCUACUGUGUCAACCGGACUGGAAUGCUGUGCUUUGCCCUGUCCCAGAAUGGCGAGGUGGAAGCAGAUGGUGGACUCAAGGGGAGCUUUGAGCCAGAGCUUCUCAAAGCCCCAUUUGAUACUAAAGGGGUCCUUCUCCCGUUUGUACUUACCCUGCCGGAGAAAGAGAAAACGGGGGAGCCAGAAAGUCCUCUGACGUUAUGAGAACUGACCUAGCUCUGGGAAGGCCGGCUGGAGUUUAUCUCAGUGCUUUGCUCUGAUGAAUAUCGGCAGGACCAGGCCUCUGCCAAGGAAAGGGUCAGAGCAGGUGCAUGGUCUCCAGCCUUCAUUGGUGGUGGUAGUGAUUGGGGCUGCAGUUUAACUUGCAGAGGCUAAUCCAAGGCGAAAAGUGUGUAACAGCCUCUUUGCACCGAAAGAAACAAACAGAAAGCCACUGUCAGAAGUUUACCAAAUUAACACGUGCAUGCACCACUAUGGAUGGAGAAUUGGGAUGGUGUCCCACCUAAAGCGUUGGCUAGCUGGCUGUAGCCUCUCAGAGCUCUCUAGCAUAGUUCACAUAGGAAACGGCUCACCUCUCAGCACAGAUACAAAGCAGUCAUUGCAAAGCUGCUAAAAUAGAUUAAUUGUUGUGCAAUGCCCGUGCCACUUUUCAGUCUAGAAGUAUUUUGGAGAUAUAUAUAUAUAAAAUUCAGGAAAGCAGCAACUUUCAAAGGAAUUUCAGCUAUGAAAUGGUUCUUUUUGUAAAUAUGCAUCUUUGGAAAAGGGGAAUCUUUCUUUUUCUUUUUCUUUUGCCUCCCUGACCUCUUGGCUUUCUUUUCUUGGAUGCUCGUAGUAAUUACCAGAAGAAAAGCUGCUGGCAGUCCCCAUUCAGAGAGUAUACCUUUUAGGAAGAUUAACAGGGGAAAGAAACAAUGCUUCUUGUGUUGGAAGCAGUGGACUAUAGAGCCAGGUCACAGUAUCCUCCCUCCUUUCCCCCUUUUUAACAUUUAAUGGAGUCUUUAUUGAAGACAUGGCAUUGUACAGCCUUAGGAAGUUGCAUCCACAGUGUGUGAUUUAACAGAAUCCAGAUUUCAAGGUUUUAAAAAAAGUUAAAUGUCUCCCAUAUGUACAUAGUGGGAGUAGAAAGCCUCCUAUAUGUACAUUUUGGGUUUAGAGGUUAACUAAAACAAACAAAUCAAUGCAUCAAUUCAAAUUUGAAUUUUGCUUCUUUUUUUGUAAAGUUGUGCAUAUAUAUAUAUAUAUAUAUAUAUGCCACAUCAUAAUUAUCAAUUUUGGUUUUAACAUAACUGCUGGCUUUCAAUCAUGGUUUUGUAUUGUAACUCAUUCAUUCAAAUCUUGGCAAAUUGGCAUGAAUGAACAUACCUGUGAAUUCUUUGUAGGGGAGAUUUCAGUUCGUUUCAGAUCACUGCUGUUAACUGCAAAUCAAGUCACUGAAAAGCCAAAUGUGGUUUACUUGAAGCUUCUUGCAUACAAUUGAAAUAUUUUGCUUUGAUGUCCGGAAUCCUUCUGCAAGAAAUAGCUCUUCCAUUGUUCGCAUAAGGAAACGAGAAGUUUGCUUAGAGAAGGUGAUUUCCAUUUGCCCAGGCAGCACCCUAGGUUGCAAAUGAGACUGAUUUAUUGUAGUUAAUAAUUCACCUGUCAAGUUCAUUUUGUACAGAGAGGCCAUAUACUUUUGGUUUGUUUGUUUUCAUUCUAAAUCUUAUGCUGAGUAAUUGCUUUCCAGGCAGCAUGUUCUCAGAAGAAUAUCAGCCUUCAGGCUUGCAGGCAGUCCCAGCAUAUUGGCUUCCAUGUUAUAUGGAUUGGCAUCAAAACAAUUAUUUUCAGUCAAUUUAAAAUUUGACUAAGCUUUGUAAGCUUGCCUAAAAAACAACAACCCACCUGGGCUUACACAAGAGGCUUACACUAGCCCAGCGAAUGUUUUCCUUCUGUCCUUUGAAGAGCUAACCACUACUGUUGAAAGCCCCUUCAGUUCCAAACACAGUUUGCCCUGAUACACGUGGAAGGGGGAGAGGUUGCUUUUGGAGGAAAGCAAACCCCAAGCCUCUCCCUGCUUAGAGAACUAUUUCCUUGGCUUUUUGGAUCCUAGCCAUUGAGUUUUAUGGAGCUUAUUCCAGCACGUGUUCUUGCCAAAUAGAUGAAGCUCAUGCAUGCUUAUGUGGAAAUAAAUCCCAAUGGAAAUUAAUCCCAAAUUAAAAGUGAAUCACUUACUUUUGCAAUCUA